ACCACCACCACCGCGCUGCUCGCACGCAACAAUAACAACAAAGAAAUUGGUUGCUCUUUCCUGCCAAUUUUCGUGUGUGCCAUUGCCUUUCCUUUAUCGUCUGUUGUUUUUAUCGACGCGUUCGUUCUCGCGUUCUUUCUUCUCCAGCCCAGUGCGUGAGUGUGUGUUCAGUCCCCCCAUAUCUUUCUCUCUGUUUGUUGUCACCCCCUCGCCAAACGAAAUAAAAAACAUAAAAAAUCAAAAUUAAAAACAAACCCUUUAUGCUAAUCAAUGAGCUGUGUCUGAGGCACAGUGGAAAAUUUUCGAGUUUCGCAAAGCGGCGACGUCAUCAGUGGUCGCUAUUGUUGUUGUUGGCGCCCGUGGCCGAGUAAAAGGGCGUUGAAUUCGCUGCCCCGAAUGCCGAGAUUCUUGGAGCAUCCACAGUGGCCGCAGCAAAUCACCAAGCUCACCAGCACCUCGAUGCCAUUGCACUGCCUGAUCAUCAAAUAGGCAGCUUAAAACCCCCCUUAAUCCUCGGAUUGGACUCAAAUUAAACCAAAAAUCAAGAAAGCAGAGCGGACGAAACACUCAAGAUGAGCUUCAGUUCGGCCAGCGGCAGGGAGAAUAAUGUCCGCAAAUUAUCCUUCCUCGGCUUCAAUACCAAAAAGAAGUCCGGCAAUGAGGAUCCCGACGAGGUGCUGCUGGACUCGGAAAUGGACAAGGUCUUUGCCGGCACCAGUUCACGCAAAGACAAGUUCGAUGUAAACACCUUCCAGGACAACUCCCAGCUGCCCAUUGGAUCCCGCAAAAAGAACAGCAUCCGCACAAACGAUCUGAACAUCGAGGAGGACUCGGAGUACGAGAGCCAAACGGAGCCCUUGAACAAUGCACAAAACUACGAUGACAUCCCCGAGGACUUUCCCUUAGUGUCGGAGAGAGCCGGACACGGUGAUCACUCGGACAACUCGGUGGACGAGAAGCACGUCCAGUUCGGCGGCAAGAAGAAGAUCGUCGUCACGCCGCCCAGUUUGAGUUAUGAUGAACAGCCCACGGAUCAAUCGCACGAACGUAAACGCAGAAGAAGCCGCCAUCAGUAUUAUAGACAACGUAAAUUCUCACAUCAGGACAGCGUGGAAGCCAAAAACAAGCUCGAGGAAAACGGUGAUGCAGGUGCGCGUCGCAUCUCUGUGCAGCCUGAGGACACGGCACUGGAGGAGGCUGAUCUCAACGAGCUGAGAUCACAUCGUUCUGACGACCCGCGAGCCCUGCGCCGCCACAAGAUCCAUCACUCAUCCAUCAAGUUGCGCGAAUUGCCGCAGAUUACAAUUUCCCCCUUCACCAACAAGAAGCCCGAGGUGGACCAUAGUCCUCAUGAGAUCUUUGUGCAACUGGACGAGCUUACGGGCGUGGGCGAGGAUCGCGAAUGGAAGGAGACGGCCCGCUGGAUCAAGUAUGAGGAGGAUGUGGAGGAGGGCUCCGAUCGGUGGGGCAAGCCCCAUGUUGCCUCCCUCUCCUUCCACUCGCUGCUCAAUUUGCGUCGCUGCCUGGAAACGGGCGUUGUCCUGCUCGAUCUCAACGAGAAGGACCUGCCCGCGGUGGCCUAUCGCGUGGUAGAACAGAUGGUGAUCGAGGACCUGAUCGACAUCAAUGACAAGCCCUCGGUGAUGCGUUCGCUGCUCCUGCGCCAUCGUCAUGUCAACGAGCACCAAGGUGUGCUGCCCUUCACCAAGCGGAAGUACAACAGCUACACCAGCCUGCAGAACCUGUCUGGUGGCACGGAUGAUAAAAAGAUCAAGAUCAUGCCGGCCAACGAGAUUGGAGGCAGCAAGCGCAGCAAUGAGCUGAAGAUCGACAUGAAGGACGACAUGUACUCCUCGUCGCAGGAGGAUCUCAAGAAGCUGCAGAAUGACACGAUCCUCAAGAGGAUUCCAGCGGGUGCUGAGGCCACCACUGUGCUGGUUGGUGCCGUGGAGUUCCUGGAGCAGCCCACCAUUGCCUUUGUCCGUUUGUCGGAGGGUGUCCUUAUGCCCACACUGACAGAGGUUCCUGUCCCGGUAAGAUUCAUGUUUGUGCUCCUGGGACCGCGUAACUUUGACCUGGACUACCAUGAAGUGGGUCGUUCCAUUUCCACGCUGAUGGCCAACGAGCACUUCCACUCGAUUGCCUACAAGGCUGACGAUCGCAAGGAUUUGCUGUCGGCCAUCAAUGAGUUCCUCGAUGAUUCUAUUGUCCUGCCGCCCGGCAAUUGGGAUCGCCACGACCUCUUGCCCUUCGAGGAGUUGAAGGCCAAGAAGGAUUGGAUCCGCACGCGAAAGAUCAAGGCGCUGCAGGUGAAGCGAGACAGCGAGAUGAUCAAGAUCGGCAAGGAUGAGGAGAAGGCGUUGCUGGAGAAGCAAACGCUGGGAGCCAUUGGAUUCACGAUUGGCGGAGGCGAUGGCGGCGGAGAUGGAGGAUCGGAUGAUGAUGAUGGAGGCAAGAAGAAGAAGCCUGGUCCACUGGAGAAGACCGGACGCCUGUGGGGUGGACUGCGGAACGAUCUGAAGCGUCGAAUGCCCAUGUACAAGAGCGACAUCCUGGAUGGCCUAAACACGGAAACCCUGGCGGCCACCAUCUUUAUGUACUUUGCCUGCCUCUCGACCGCCAUCACGUUCGGAGGUCUCGUUUCCGCCAAGACGAACAGCUGGAUUGGCAUCUCGGAGACGCUGAUCUCGUGCUCGCUGGUGGGCAUUGUCUUCCAUUGUCUGUCCUGCCAGCCACUCGUGAUUAUCGGCACCACGGGACCGCUGCUGCUCUUCGACGAGGCUCUCAUGGUGUUUUGUACGAAAAAUGAAUUCGAUUUCCUGGCGUUGAGGGUAUAUGUCGGUGUGUGGCUAAUUAUAAUCGCACUGACGGUCUCCGCCUUCGAGGGCAGUGUGUAUGUGCGCCUGCUGACGAGAUUCACCCAGGAGAUCUUCUCGGCGCUGAUCACGCUCAUCUAUAUUGUGGAGACGUUUAUGAAACUGAUUUCGAUCUACAAGGAGAACCCCCUGCUGGCUGAUUAUAAUUUGCCCCCACCGACGCUGGUUGCCCACGAUCAUGCCACCAAUGGAAGCCUCUUCAAUGCGACCGCUGGUGUGGCAGCAAACCUUACCCAGCUGGUCUUCUCGAACAUCUCGACGACGGCCAUGCCGAUGGGUCCGCAACCCUUGCCAAAGAAUCAGCCCAACACGGCUCUAUUCUGCACCAUCCUCACGCUGGCCACCUUCGUGGUCGCCUACUACCUGAAGCUCUUCCGCAACUCACACUUUCUGGGCCGCAAUGCUCGUCGGGCACUCGGUGACUUUGGGGUGCCCAUCUCCAUUGCCAUUUUCGUGCUGGUCGACUACAUGGUGCCGGCUGUGUACACGGAGAAGCUGGUGGUUCCGGAGGGCCUGUCGCCCAGCGAUCCCUCGAAACGGGGCUGGUACAUCGGCUUCGAUACCUCCUCCACUUGGAUUCCCUUCGCCUGUGUGGUGCCCGCCCUGCUCGUCUACAUUCUGAUCUUCAUGGAGUCGCAGAUCUCCGAGCUGAUUGUGGACAAGCCGGAUCGUGGAUUGAAGAAGGGUUCCGGCCUCCAUUGGGACAUUGUGCUGCUGUGCCUGCUCAACUGCGCAUGCGGACUGUUUGGGAUGCCCUGGCAUUGUGCCGCCACUGUGAGAUCGGUGACCCACGUGUCCUCCGUCACCAUUAUGUCACGCACCCAUGCCCCUGGUGAGUCGCCCAGGAUCGUUGAUGUGAAGGAGCAGCGCCUGUCUGGAUUCUUUGUCUGCCUGAUGAUUGGUCUCUCGGUGCUGAUGUCUCCGCUCCUGCGACUCAUUCCCAUGGCCGUGCUCUUCGGAGUCUUUCUGUACAUGGGUGUGGCCUCCAUGAGUGGAGUGCAGCUAUUCGAGCGAAUAAGACUGUAUUUCAUGCCGGUCAAGCAUUAUCCUCCCACGCCUUAUGUGAAGCGUUUGCGUCCCUGGAAGCUGCAUCUGUUUACCACCAUCCAGGUGCUGUGCCUCGUACUCCUGUGGACCGUCAAGUCAUCCCAGUUCUCGCUGGCCUUCCCCUUCUUCCUGAUCAUGAUGGUGCCCAUUCGGCAAAACCUGACGAAGCUCUAUAAGCCGGAGGAAAUGCAAGCGUUGGAUGGCAGCGAGAUGAAGAAGAACGACGACGAUGAGCCCGAUUUCUAUGAACAAACCAACAUACCAGCCUAGGAUUGGUUCGUUUGGAACUUAAUUAGUGUUAGAUUGAAAGUAUUAAAGCCAAGCCACGUUUUACGAUGGCCCCAAAAACAAGAAAAUAACAAUAGCAAAAGCAAAGAAAAACAAAACUAAAACAAUACAAACAUAAAUACGAUAUAUUUGUUGCGAAAUUCUGGUGUGAAAGCGUUAACGAACUACCUGCAAUUAGUAUUUAGAGACAAAAGCCGCAAACACACACCUGAACUACCCAGGGCAUAUAUAUAUGCGAUAUACAUAUUUGUAUAAUAUAUGCGGGGUAUGCACCUUGUGAUUUUGUAGGCGAAUUGAGCUGCAGAAGAAGGCGGAAUCGUGUACCUAAAUUGCAACUGAAAUCAAGAGACAAAUUAGAUUAUUAGCCAGAUUGACUUGGAGGAGCAGAGAACAAAAGCAUAUUUUUGAGGCCAACAGAAUCAGUUGAUGGUUUAACAAGUUGGAAAUCGUUACCUCUGACUUGUCAGGACUAGACAAAUAUCCUUCCGACGGAAAGGAGGAGAGUCACAAAUUUGCAUCACACACAAAGAAAACCAACGAGAGGAACAAAUUAUUUAUUCAGUUGGAAGUUCGCAUGUAUUAUUAGCAAUAAUUGCAUUUGCAUAUACACAAAACUAUUAUAAACUUGGCUUAGACCUAUCAAAUCGAAGCAAUCCCAGCGUGGAAAACUAAGAGAGCCCCAUAAACUAUUUACCUUCAACUGGCGUAGUGAUAAUUAGUGUCAAACACACACAAAAACCCCCCUCUUAGAUCGAACGAACAAUUGUUUAUAACAAAAUCGUUGUAAGCUCUUCAGCCGGAGUUGUCUUUUAAAGUGAAUUCUCCGCGCCUGAAGUGGCC
Molecule: messenger RNA, 5051 nt
Organism: Drosophila takahashii
Lineage: Eukaryota; Metazoa; Arthropoda; Insecta; Diptera; Drosophilidae
Gene: Ae2
Product: Anion exchanger 2
Biological process (GO): transmembrane transport; monoatomic anion transport; bicarbonate transport
Cellular component (GO): plasma membrane
Molecular function (GO): monoatomic anion transmembrane transporter activity; solute:inorganic anion antiporter activity
Source: RefSeq, a predicted model, not a curated record